Molecule: messenger RNA, 4536 nt
Organism: Mus musculus (house mouse)
Lineage: Eukaryota; Metazoa; Chordata; Mammalia; Rodentia; Muridae
Gene: Apol8
Product: apolipoprotein L 8
Exons: 4
Coding region: 1659-2978 (439 amino acids)
Biological process (GO): lipoprotein metabolic process; chloride transmembrane transport; lipid transport
Cellular component (GO): extracellular region
Molecular function (GO): lipid binding
Source: RefSeq, a predicted model, not a curated record
GAUGGGAGUGAUCAUGGUGGCCCGAUGCUUUGGCUGCUGAUCCCUCCACCAUCCACUAGAUGGUGCUGUACCCUGCCUGACUUGCUCCCCAGUUUCAGGGUUGUUUCCUUUGCGUUAGGAUCCCCGUGGCCGUCGUUGCCAAAGAUUAGGCUGAGAUGUCAAGCAGGACAUCCUGGGACACUUGCUUCGGAUGCCACCAGUCAAGCUGAGCUAUUGAGUAGCAGAUUUUCAGAUGCUGAGGAGUUUCUAGGGUUCAAGAUCUCUAUGCCCUAACCUGCCAAGUGAGUCCUAUCCAGGGGGUUCCAUCCAAGACUGUUGGAGAGACCAUGUUCUGGUCUAUUCCAUGCUCUGAUUAGAAGGUCUCCGUUACUGCUCUCUGGCUCAUAGGGGAAUUUACCUGGUUCUGCACCUUGAAGUACUUUUGUUUGGCUGUUGAGUUAAUAUUAAUAUCAAUCCUGGUAUUGGUACCAGGUAAGGGGUGUGUGUGUGUGAAAACUUGAUGGAAGGGAAAUUAUAGAAAAAAAAUGAUCCCAAAAUUACCAGAAGCAAAAAGGGGGAUUAUGAGUGCCACAUGUCAGAAUGUUUAUCUUAGUUUGAAUCUUGGCUCUGCCUCCCUGGUUGUCUGACAGGGACUAAAUCUGGCUCCUAAAGAUGUGGACAGCCCAAAAGCUCUCAUCCAAUUGUCCUUUUGGGCAUCACUCUGUUUCAGGGCCUAUGGGGGGCGAGGAAACUGAGGGCCCAGUCAGUAGUGGGGUGAUUUGCCAAGGGCAGACUAGUCAGCUGGAUCACAGGCUCACAUCUCCCCUGACUCCUGUUAUCAGUAUGUGAGGGAUGAAGGCAGAAAGCAGGAGCUGUCCUGGGUGUCUGGAUAGGCAAGGACACAAGGUGUGGGGACUAAGAGGGGCACAUUGCCAAACACCAUCCCCAGAGCAAUACCAGCUCUGCAAUCCUAAGAUCACUGAGUAGACCAUUGGGUGUGAGAGAGAGAGACUCUGAGUGUGCAGAAACGCACAGGCUAAUUCCGUAGAAAUUCUAGUCUCCCCAUAUAGCCAGGUCUGGCUCUAAACCUAUCAUCUUUUCAUCUAAGCUUCUUCCUGAGUGCUGAGAUUCUAGGUUUGUGCCACCAAUGUGGCCUUUUAAGGUCCCACUUAGUGCUUCAGUCUCAGAGUAAAUGGGCCAGCAUGGGUCUCCACUCUGCCCACCAGGAACCUGUGUUUUCAACCGAUGGAUACAUCACCUGUGCUGUUGACCCCCCCAAGGCCACUGCCCACCUGUGGGGUGGGGUUAGAGUCUCUACAGUGGGAGCCAGGUGCCACAGCCACUGUGGGAAGAUGAAGGGGCAGAAAGAACAGGAGUGUCCCAUUGUGGAGUGGGAAAGUCUCACUACAGGGUCAGCCACAGCAAAGACACGGAGGUGUCAUGGUCACUGAGGCAGGAUAGACUUGAAGGUGUAUGUAUGAUAGAAGCAGGGGCUGGUUGGGAGGGGGGAGACUGCAGUGGGCUUGAGGCCUGGAGUGCUGACUAAAGGGGAUUCAACUUGACCCUGAGAGAUCAUCAAGGACCCCUUAGAAGGAGCAAGGUGUCUUCCCUCCCUCCCUCCCUCCCUCCCUCCCUCCCUCCCUCCCUGCUCUGAGGAUGCCCUGAAACCAUCAGAAGGGAUGGGGUUGGAGGGUUGCUUUGCGCAACUCUGCUCGGGUUCCAGCUGGGAAGAAGAGGGCUCCUAUCAGGGCUGCACAGCCAGCCAGGAGCAGGGCAGGGCAGGGCAGGGCAGGGCAGGGCAGGGCAGGGCAGGCCUGGGCAGGGCAGGGCAGUCCUUCCCAGAACAGCCUUUCUGUAAACUGAGUCACAGCCCCCAUCAAGAGGUCUACCAUGCCCACAUCAGCACCCAGCUGCAGCACAGGACCAGUUUGUCUUCUUCUUGCAGCUUGGAUGGACCAGAGACCCCCACACUUGACACCAUGGACCCUUCAGACUGCGAGGAUGCCCCAGGAGACAGAACCUUCAUUGAGGAAGCCGCUGAGUACCUGCAGCACACAUCGGGCAGGGAAGACCUGAGGCUGCUGCUGACCGAAGAUGGAGCCUGGGAGGCCUUUGUGGCGGAAGCUGAGUUGUCCAGAGCUGAUGCAGACACUUUACGCGACGCCCUCCAUGCACUCACAGCAAACCUGGCUGUGGAAGACCAGGAAAGGCUCCAACGUGACCUGCAGGACAUGGAGAGGUUUAUGGAUGCGUUUCCCCAGGUGAAACUGGAGCUGGAGGGACACAUCGGGAAGCUCCGCACCCUGGCAGACAAGGUUGACAAGGUGCACAGGGACUGUACCAUCUCCAAGCUUGUGGCCGGCUCCACCAGCACUGUGUCUGGCAUCCUGACCCUCCUUGGCCUCACUCUGGUACCCGUGACAGCUGGGAUCAGUCUGGUACUCUUGGCAACAGGGAUGGGCCUGGGAGCAGCAGCGGCUGUGACUAGUGUCUCCUCUGGGAUCGUGGACUACACAAGUAGGUCAUUAGCCAAAACGGAAGCCAGCCACCUGGUGUCAACCGGCAUGGCCAAAGUGAAGAUGGUUGCAGACGCUGUGGUUCAUUCAGGACCCCAGGUCUUGUCCUUAUCUGAGAAUUGCUGCCGUGUCCUACGGUGCAUUGAGCAGAGCAUCUAUGCCAUCAAGCUCACCAAAGCCAACCCUGCCUUAGCAGCUAGUGCCAUGGGGAGCACCUCUGCCCAAAGUGGUAAGCACGUGAAGAAGGCCUUUAAAGGCACUGCCCUGGCAAUAAGCAGAAGAGCCCGGAUCAUGGGUAUAGCCACCGCAGGUGUGUCCCUCGUUGGGGAUGUGAUCAGCCUUGUGAAACAGUCCAAGAAUUUGCACAAGGGCACAAAAGCAAAGUCUGCCGAGGAGUUGAGGCAGCAGGCUCGGGAGCUGGAGGAGAAACUGGAGGCGCUCAUCCAGAUGUAUGAAGGUUUGCAGGCAGGCUCAAGGCGGUAACAUGCUUCCUCCCCCAGAGCAGUGCAGAAGACGGGGAGGUGUUCUGGAUCUAGAGACUGAAGCAUUUUUGUGAGAGGGAAUCAGACCCAUGAAGUUCAGGACUUAGACAUUUGUUCUUUUCAAAACACUUUGUUGUGGUUUUGUUUAUAUGUGUGUGUGUGUAUCUGAGAAUGUGGGUGUAGGUACCCUCCAAGGCCAGAAGAGGGCAUCAGGUCUCCCAGAGCUGGAGUUACAGGAGGUUGUGAACUGCUUGAUGUAGAUACUGGGAAUUGAACUCAUAUCCUCAGCAGGACAGCCAGUACUCUUAACUGCUUAGCCACCUUUCCAGCCAGCGUUCGACAUUUUCUCUAGCUGAGCAUUGUAAGAUCAGUGCCGGUAGCUAAGGGAGUGAAGGGAAAAGAAUGGGAGCCCGAAACAAGAGACCAGAGGGGACUAGAGAGUGCGGGGCUGGGAGGGAACAGUCAGUUUUGGAGUAAAGAGCUUUGGAGGUUUGAAUAAAGAGAGCUGUGUCUGAGCAAGCAAGGAAAAAAGCAGCGAAUCUGACACACUGGGAAUGGGAGAAAGCCAGAGGAAGAAUCCUGGAUGUGGAAGAGCCACUGUGACUUCCUCGGAUGACCGUGGUGGUGGUGACAGGUGGAGGUGACAGCAGAGUGGGCACGGCAGUUGUCAAGGGGCCAGGGUGCCUUUGAGGACCAGUGGAAUUCCAUUGACACUCUCUAGGGUGUGCUGGGGUGGAGAUUGAUUUAGGGAUGGGGAGUGGCCCAGAUUGGACUGACAGGUCAAGAGACUUUGUGCUGUACUGAGGGCAACCAGCCUGUGGUCAAGAGACAUACCUUCUCAGAGACACAGCUUCCUCAUGAGUUGGGGGGGGAUGGGGGGGGAUGAUGGACAAGACCACCUCUCUGCUUAUCUUCCUCUUCCAUCUCAUGUUCUAUAUAGACUUUAGCUCAAUGAAUAUGAGCCAAUUAGUCUAGGAAAACGGGGCAUCCCAGAGUGAAGGUCCCAAAGUCAUAGGUAAGGAAAACAACACGUUAGAGCACGUUUCAGGAUGUGAGAUAGGAGAGCAUCCGCCCUCCUCCUAACCACCCUAACUGCUAGACCCACAGCCCCUUCCCAUGAGGCAGUGUGCUCAGUCCAAGGGCAGAGCACAGCCUUGUAGGAGGCACAGAGGUUCUUCUGCUCACAGAUAAGCACCAGGGGACCCAGGAAGGUUAGCAACAGGGUUGAUCCUUCAAAGGAAGGGAUGUAUAGCCUGUUAUCUGCCCAGAAGACUGGGAGCAGACAUGGUUAAUAGUUUGGUGACCUUUGUGCUAUUUUGUGUCCAAGACCACACCGGAUCUUCCCUCUAGAUCCUUACUGUGAACUUGUCUAUCUACAGAACCCAUCGUUAUGAAAGAUGUCACGUAUACAGAAAGAGUUUGACGUAAUCAUGUCUUAAGCUUUAUUGUGCACACAGGAAUGAGUUAAUUAUCACCACGAAAGUGUUCACCAGCUUGCGGCGUGCUUCAAUAUGUCUAAAAUAAACUACUUGGGGCCAGACUCCGACAGUUUGAACCAA